Messenger RNA from Scatophagus argus, 4125 nucleotides. Its product is annotated as sentrin-specific protease 5-like. The transcript is spliced from 10 exons. Gene Ontology annotation, molecular function: deSUMOylase activity. Gene Ontology annotation, biological process: protein desumoylation. Gene Ontology annotation, cellular component: nucleus. The record is from RefSeq and is a predicted model, not a curated record. Bases 448 to 2727 code for a protein of 759 amino acids. Lineage: Eukaryota; Metazoa; Chordata; Actinopteri; Scatophagidae.
AAAUGGAGAGAUGGGAAGAGGAGUUUGGAGGUUACUUCGGGAGAAUAUCAGGACGCAACCGAGGCUGAACCCGACGUCUUGACGCAAUCAAUGUGCGACGACAACUUCGGUUGUUGAUUCUCUAUAUCGUGGUUAGUCGAUAUUUCGGAGCCAAGGAGACCACAGUGAUGUUACUGUUCAAUACAGUCUACCCAUCUCUGAGGAACGCUCAGUACCUGCCAUGUUCUAGUCUGCUGUCAUAUCAUUAACCUCCAUGGUGGUUAAGGCUUAAGAACAAUUUACUUUGAACACAACGAAAGUACUGUAGAGAAGAAUACCUAGAGGGAAUAAAAACCAAAGAGAGAGCAAACCACAACACCUAAAAUUCAGAGGACCAAAGGGGAGGAAAGGACAGGAGUGCGGAGAGAGGGUGUUGGGGAUGGGGUUGAAGAGCCAAAGGAGGACGUCAUGGUUCACAGCGGCUCUGCAUCCCCAAUGAAAACAACAUCGUCAGUAUCACCUCAUUUAACUGUUCCUGCUACAGCACCUCCUCUGCAAGCACUUCCUAUAGUAAUUCCUCCAGUUGAUACUACAGAUCAAGACCUAACCCAGACCCCUGCCAAAUUCCACACCACAGACCUUACCUCCAACUCAGACUUGAUCCAGCCCUCGACUCCGACUCCUGCUGAUGCUGAGCCUCCUGUUGUAACCAAGACAAAAGCACUUCCUUCUAACUCAUGCCCAACAUCAUCCUGGUCCUCUGCACCAGCACCAACACCUGCUCAGGGCCCAGUCAAUGGCCGUACAUCAGGCAGGAAGAGGACACCCAGGGCCUGUGACUGCUGUGGCCCCAACAGUACAGGACACAAUGUCAGAACCUCUAACAGAGGGAGGGGAAGGGGGAGAGGGAGGGGGAGAGGAACGGGGGCCAGUAGUCACCUCUGGGACACCCCAAAAAGCAAAGUGGGUGGCCAGCUGAUGCAUAUUAAGAGUUUUGAUUUGACCAAGGAGGAGGCGGAGGAAGCAGAAGAUGGAGAUAUGAGAGACGAGAAGGUCCAAACAACUGCAGUAGUGGCUGACAGUCAGCUACAAACGUCUGUUUCCCUCCCUGUCACUGGCCACCUGCAGGAUGGACCAAUAAGGAACCAUACUGUGCCGGAAACGGAGGACAUGUUGAUGGAGGAGUCAGGUGUUGCUGGUGCAGGAGGGAAAGGGGAUUUAGAUGACAUGGAUUGGGAAAAGAGGUUUUUGGGAAUGGCAAGUAGGGGAGCAUCAGUAGUUAAAGGACGAGGGAGGGGAGGUAGAGGAGAGGUGGGAGCUACGUUUGCAUCAAAAAUGGGAGUAGAAGGUGGAAUAAAGAGGGGAGGUUUAGGUGGUGUUGUCAACAGCCCUAAAACAUAUGCCCUACCUCGAUUAGGGUUUAUGCAGAGGCAGUGGCCAAACAAAGAUGCACAUUUGGACCAUGGAGAGCACCCUGACCUCAGCGCAGUUAAAUCUCCUGUUGGAAAUGGAGAUACUGUAAACCUAUCUGACACCGAACCUGAGGAGGAGGUGAAGGAGGAUAACAUGACGGAAAUGGAAAAUGGACUGUCCUCUGUCUCAUGGCAGUCAGGUCCUGCUUCAGGGUCAGUAUCACCCCAGGACCUCGACUCUGAGAUGCAGGUGGACCUUUGUCCUGACAAAACAGACUCCAUGUCUGCACCAGUAACUCUGUCCAACGGAAACAUCAACACACCAACAAAUGAGGACCACUGCUCCACACUGAUGGAGGUGGAAACUUCUCUUCCAGCUACAGUUGCUCCUCAAUGCGAGGGGCCUGUUGCAGUAUGCAGUAUGCAGCACCGCUGGGCAUUAAGAGACCACAGGCUGUACUGUCAGCCUGGCACCUGGGAGAAGGAGGAGAUGGAAGAAGAGUUGGACAAAACUGAUGGAAAGAUACAGGAUGAGGAAGAAAGCCAGGAGCAGCUUACUGAUCUGAUCCACGAGUUUAUGGAGAGCUUCUACAUGAAGUAUGGCAGUUUCAUUCCUAUCAGUGAGACUGAUGUCCUGGAAUACCUGAAGAAGAAAGGCAAUUCUGAAACCAGCAACAGGGGACUGGACAUCAAAAGGGAGAUGACUCGGUAUCGGGCGGGGCUGGCCUCUGCUCCAAUUGCAGGCUUCAUGGUUACGUAUAACAAACACACCCUGGGCCUGGAGGACCUUGGCACGCUGGAGGAACAGAACUGGCUUAAUGACCAGAUUAUCAACAUGUAUGGAGAACUCAUCAUGGAGGCGACACAACACAAGGUUCAUUUUUUCAACAGCUUUUUCCACAAGCAGCUGGUUGCCAAGGGUUAUGACGGUGUGAAGAGAUGGACUAAAAAAGUUGACCUGUUCUCCAAGUGGCUGUUGCUAAUUCCCAUCCAUUUAGAAAUCCACUGGUCUCUUGUCACGGUCACCAUGGCGACCAAAACCAUCAGUUACUAUGACAGCCAAGGCAUUGUCUUCAGACACACCACAGAUAACAUUAUGAAGUACCUUUUGUCUGAAGCCAGAGAGAAGAAACAGACCGCUUUCCAGAAAGGCUGGAAAAUUACGAUCAUUAAGGGUAUUCCUCAGCAGAAAAAUGACAGCGACUGUGGAGUUUUUGUCCUCGAGUACUGCCGUUGUCUGUCUGUGAAGCAGCCUCUGCGGUUCAGCCAGGAGGACAUGCCUCGCAUCCGCAAGAGAAUCUACAAGGAGCUGUGUGACUGCCGCCUCAACGAUUGAAUGGCUGAAUGAUGGUCGCCCUUGCACACUGGCUGCUUGCCAGGUUACAUGAGAUGGUCUGUCCAAGUCUGUCAGACAGACUGUUACAUAAGCUAACAUAACAUAUUCCAGUGAGCCCAACUGCCUGUCUGACCGACAGCGGAGUUGCUGAUCGCUUGGAAUUCUGGUGACCUUUGGAGCUCAAUAACCGGCCUGUAGCUAAGCAGAUUUUUACUUGCAAACUUGCAAAGAACUACUGACGUGGCCCCCUACUGACCCACACAAAAUGCUGGACCCGUAACCAUGUCGUCGUUUUUGCGUCCUGCGUUUACCAUCCCCAGCGGAUUUCAACCAAAUGGCCAAACAGCCGCCUUUAAGGACACGAGGGGGCUCUUACAUGGACUUCCCACGCAGGCAAUGGACCAGCCUGGACCAACGGGUUGGACGUUCCAUCCCAAGUGGAGUGGCCUUACCUCCUGCACGGCCAUUUUAACCUGAAUGACACUUUUUAACUGUUAAUUUUUUGCUGGACUUUGCAGCAAUAUCGUUCUUACAGUUAUAUGCGUGUUUUCUAACAUGUUAAUGAAGCUAGGAUGUGAGAUUCAGUGGACCAACCGUUCACUUAAAACUUGAAGGUUUGAGUUAGUUAUUAUGUCUUGGACUUCAGAUAUUUGCACGGUUAGAGGCCUACCCAUUGAAGAGUCAACUGAAUGUACUGAUCUCGUAUUCUUCCUGACUGCCUCGCAGGCUGGAGGCUGAGCACCGGACAGGCUUUUGGCACGUUUUGGCUCUGGCCUGAAACAGGGAUAUCAUUUUUCAAGGUAGUUUUUGUUUAAUUGAUUCUGUUCUUGACACCUUACUCCAAAUCAUUUCCUACUAUAAUUCCAGUUUUUCCAUCACAUUAUUUCUUGCUUUUUUUUUUUAUUUUAAUUUGGUUUUGUUUGCUGUGAUCACAUCCUUGUAGUAGGUUUUGCACAAGCAUUUUUCCAGCCAUUUCAGCUGAAAGCCAUUGUCCAAUAUUACUUUUCAUUUGAGUUGAGUUGAGUUGAAAACAGCUUCUCAUGCUGGAUAGUAAAGUUCAUGUUAAGCUGUACAACUAGCUGCUGAUGUGAGGACCACCGUUUUUGAUUUCAGCCAAGCAGUUUCUCCAUUGUUGACAUUAUAUAUCAUGAUGGCUUCCUGCUUCACAUGGAUGCAUUAACACAGUUAUGGUUACAGAGUGGUCUCCUAACAGAGAAACAAGUGGACCUCAGCUGUUAUCUUCUGUCCAACUUGGAUUUUGUUGUUAUAUUCACUUUUGUGUAUUUACAGAUUGUACUUUUACUGGCCUACUACUGUACAUGCUUGCUUUGGCUAAAAACCACAAUUGGUUCUGAACUGUUUUUAUUGUUGUUAUUAAAAAGCCGAUACUGCUGGGAA